GAUUCGCAAAAAAGGAAUGCCUGUACACUUAUAAGAAAGGACUACAUAAUAUUCGUAAAUUAGAUUUUGACGACGAGCAAAAGGCUAAGGCGGAAAAGUUAUUGAGCACUUAUAAAGCGGACAAAAAGAAGUGUGCAGAGUUAUUAAAACUUCAUGAAAACAAAAGUGGAGGAAAUGAACUAUCACAAGGAAGAAAACAUGUCUUAGAGGAAGAAAAUAUUUCUGAAGAGGAGCAAACGAUUAUCGGUGGUAAAAGCACUACUUGGGUAGUGAAUGGAACCAAUAUCCGUCACAGACUCACACAGUACCAGAAAACAGGUCUACCAAAAACGAGUCCGGAAUAUUAUGAUGUAAUACUCUUCACCAAAAAAUCUCAAGACGGGUUUUUGAAGACACUGGAAGAAAAUGUCGUUUUGCAGAUGUCUAAGGACAUAGAGAGAGAGGAUAAGGAAAUCAAAAGUGGCAUUGAAGAAAACAUACGGUUAUUUCUGGACAACAUUAUUGUUAGCGACAUAAAGCGAACUAAAGAAAAUCUUAAACUACAAAAUAUUGACACGUUUGAGAAGGACUUUGCGGUAUUUUUUGUAAACCACAUGAUUGAACUUAUUAAAGACGGAGACAUGCUUCUUGGGAAUAUGUCCGAGGGGACAUUCAUUAUAACGAUUCUAGCGCCAAUCCUUCAGAAAAUUUUUAUGAAAAAUAAAAAGAUUUGGCGCGUGAAAUAUGAAGAAACAUGUAAGGCGAAUACCGAAGAUCAGAAUUCUCAAACAGAUAAUGAACGUCAUUCACUCGGUAAGAAGAUUGAUAUCUUGAUCUCACUGAAAGAUGAAGAUGAAGAAUUCUCUGUCACGAGAGAGGACGAUUUUCAGGGGAUGACUACGCGGAUGGUUUACUCUCCUAAAUCUAAGCGUGCUCGGAAUGAAAAGACUAAAUCUAAGCAUGCUAGGCAUGAAAAGAAGACUAAAUCUGGGCAUGAUGGGCAUAAAAUCUGA
This is a messenger RNA of Acaulospora colombiana, 992 nucleotides long. Lineage: Eukaryota; Fungi; Glomeromycota; Glomeromycetes; Diversisporales; Acaulosporaceae. The record is from the annotation of a GenBank genome assembly.